AUGGCAGUGUUGAAUAGGAAGGUGGAUUCUGGUACCCAAGGCAGUUCACAAGGACAAAAGACUACAACGACUACUCUGGGUCAUGAUUCUGGUGACGAAUAUUUAUCCCAAGGUGAAGAGGUGUUUGAUGGUAACGACAUAGAAAACAAUGAAAGGAAAAUUUACGAAGAGUCCUUAGACCUUGAUUUGAAGGAUAGUGAUCGGCGUAUUUGGUUAGUGCGUCUUCCAAAGUUCUUAUCAGAGAAAUGGAGGGAUCCAAAGAACUUGAAUGGUCAGGAGUUGGGAAGGAUCAAAAUCAACAAGAAAGAUCAAUCCAUCCAGCUCAUUCUUAAUGAUGACAAAGAUAAUGAGGAAAUCCCGCAUGAAUACGACUUAGAGCUAACCAAGAAACAAGUCCAAAACCAAUAUAUUUUCACUGAACAAAAUUUAAAGAAGUACCAACAGAGAGAACAAGAGCUGGCAGCCGAUCCAGAAAAACAGAAGCAAGCCUUCCUACGGAAGCAGGAAAGGGAAGAGGAACUUAAAAAGAGACAGCAGCAGAUGAGAAGGAGAUAUAAUAAUAAAAAGAAGUUUCAGAACAGGGUUAUGACAGAUAGAGACGGAAGGGAUAGAUAUAUCCCUUAUGUCAAGACUAUCCCCAAAAAGACGUCUAUCACAGGCACUGUCUGUCACGAAUGCCAACUAAUUCCCUCCAUUGACGAUCCAAAUUAUCACAAAAUUGUCGAACAACGGAAGCAGAUCGUUAGAAAUGUCCAUAAACCAACCGUCACCGUCCUCGACGAAACCCCCGGUGUCACUAUGAGCAAUGCCGGUCUAUCUAUGAGAUCAGACACCUCAAAGUUCUUAAAAGUCGGUAAGGAAAGAAAGAACAACCAAAGAGCAAUCCGGAUGCCCAAAAAGGAACUUUUGGAUUAUCUAUUUAAACUAUUCGACGAGUAUGAUUACUGGUCUUUAAAAGGUUUAAAAGAACGUACUAGACAGCCUGAAGCCUACUUGAAGGAAUCCCUCGAUCAAGUGGCUCUAUUGGUGAAGAAGGGCCCCUACGCCCUAAAAUAUACCUUAAAGACUGAAUACAAGAAGUUAAAGGAAGCCGAAAGAGCUGCAAGGUUGGGCGAACUAGCGGGCAUUGACGAUCAAGCCGAGGGCUCUUCUAAUGGAGGCAUUGACAACCCACUGGGAACUGACCGUAACCAAGAAGACGAAAAUGACGAACUGGAAGAUGUGGAGAUGGAAGAUGUCCUAUGA
Messenger RNA from Eremothecium cymbalariae DBVPG#7215, 1245 nucleotides. It is a transcript of the gene TFG2, whose product is annotated as transcription factor IIF subunit TFG2. The record is from RefSeq and is a predicted model, not a curated record. Gene Ontology annotation, biological process: transcription initiation at RNA polymerase II promoter; transcription by RNA polymerase II. Gene Ontology annotation, cellular component: transcription factor TFIIF complex. The transcript has a single exon. The coding region runs from base 1 to 1245 and encodes 414 amino acids. Lineage: Eukaryota; Fungi; Ascomycota; Saccharomycetes; Saccharomycetales; Saccharomycetaceae.